AUGGCUUCAUUUUCAUCUGAUUCUACUAAUUUACAAGAAAUUACAGUCUUUAAAAAUUUAACUGAAAGACCUCCAAAAGAGGUAUGGGAUUAUAUUCAGAAAGUAGCACCCAAAGACCGUGGACACUAUAGUGCACAAUAUAAAAAAUGUGGUAAAUCUUGGGCACGUGGAAAGCCAAAAAAUUUAGAAGAUCAUUUGGCUACCGAAUGUACAAAAGUUGACUUUGAAGUUAAACAAAAAUUUCUUCGUAUAGUAGUUACAAGAAAUUAUACAAAAGAAAGUGAUGUUGAAAAGGAUACUGAAGAGGAUUUUCCAAUAUUUAAAAAGGCUCGUACUAUUGAAUCUCGAGAACUUAAUAAUCAAAUUCAGUCUUUAGUAAAAACUUGUUGGUCAACUGCUUGGGAUUGUCUUAUUUCAAUUUUAAGACUACAACCAUUUCCAAAAGAUGUAGCUAAUUCAAUAGGUUCUCGAGGAUUUUUUAAUGAUGUUGAAUGUUUAUCACAGCUUAUAUAUUCUGCAAAAAAAGCAAUUACAGCUGUUGAAUCUAAAUCAACUACCUUGGCAGAUGUUUAUAUUAAAUUGGUUCAAUUAGCAUCUGCAAUACAUUGUAUUCCACUAGAAACUGAUUAUAUUGAGUUUCGUAAAAUUUGCAUUCAAAUUUAUAACCGUAGAUGGGAUGAAUUUGACUUUGAAAUUUUUAAAUUAGGAUACUUUUUUCAUCCUAAAUAUCAUGAUGCUGGAUUACAAAUUGGUGGGUUUCGAGUAAUAGCAAAAGCUGCCAUAAAUAUAUGGAAAUCAUUAGGUGGUGGAGACAAAUCAGUUGAAGUAUUACUUUCUCAAAUGAAAGACUAUUAUGACUGUGAUGAUCGACCCAAUUAUUUGUCACGAAUGGCAUUAAAAAUCUUAGCAAUUACACCACACAAUGCCAGAUGUGAAAGAAUUUUUUCUGUACUUAGAUGGUUUUAUGGUCAACAAAGACAUCGGUUAAAUAUUACAAAACUUGAAGAUAUGGCAAAGAUACAUACCUAUUAUAUUUCAAAUAUUGAUACUGAACUUACUCAUGCUGCACCAAAUAUUGAAUUGGAUGAAUUACGGAAAAAAGUCUUGGAUGCAACUUUAUCUAUGGGAUUAAAGGAUGAGCUUGAAGAAGAAGAUAAUUAUACAAUAGACGAAAUUGAAGAAGAGCUUUUUAUAUUAGAAGAAAGUCCAAGUGAUGAUAUUUCUGUUGAAAGUGAAUUAUUAAUAAUCGGCAAUACUAUGGAUUUAAAUUCAUCUAAUUUUAAAAUACAACCUUUAGCAUUAGAUAAUUAUAGUUCUAAACCUAUUGGAGACAAAAUUGAAGAAGAUCAUGGCAAUGUAGAAUUCGGUGUUGAUGCUUUAGUAAAUAGCUUUGAUAUUUGA
Molecule: messenger RNA, 1401 nt
Organism: Cetraspora pellucida
Lineage: Eukaryota; Fungi; Glomeromycota; Glomeromycetes; Diversisporales; Gigasporaceae
Source: the annotation of a GenBank genome assembly